CAUAGCAGGAAGAUAACUGUUCGUCUCGUCUGCCGUACUGUAGCUAACAGGCAGCAGCAAAAUCGGUUGCCGCUUAUCCCACUCGCAUCACAACAAACGGUCUCACGAAGGGAUGGGGGGUUCCUAACAACUGGUUUGUUAGAUAUAAUUCACGAAAGAGCGGCAUAUUCCAACAGACAGUAACCAUGGUGUCUUGGAUUAUCUCAAGGAUAGUGGUCCUUGCCUUCGGGACGCUCUACCCUGCCUACUCCUCCUACAAGGCCGUCAAGACAAAGAACGUGAAGGAAUACGUGAAGUGGAUGAUGUACUGGAUCGUCUUUGCACUCUUCACUACAGCAGAGACGAUAACAGACCUGGUGAUGUCGUGGUUCCCCUUCUACUUCGAGCUGAAGAUCGCCUUUGUCAUCUGGCUGCUGUCCCCCUACACCAAGGGCUCCAGUGUGCUCUAUCGCAAGUUCGUCCACCCCACCCUGUCCAACAAGGAGAAGGAGAUAGAUGAGUACAUCACCCAGGCGAAGGACAGGAGUUAUGAGACCAUGAUGAAGUUUGGGAAGAGGGGCCUGAACCUGGCUGCCAACGCAGCUGUAACGGCUGCGGCCAAGGGGCAGGGUGUGCUGUCAGACAAGCUGCGCAGUUUCAGCAUGCAGGACCUGACUCUGAUUGGCUCAGAGGACGAGCUGGGGCUGGGCAUGAGGAGAGACCCUCUGGAGGACCUGGGGUCUGGAGCAAACACCCUGCCACGCACCAAGACUACCUCACGUCAGACUCGCUCCUCCUCUGCAGCUCCGCUUCCUGAUGAGGCUUCGCAGCAUAGCUCUGACCAAUCAGACACCAGGACGGAGCUCUCUGACGAGGAUCUGGCAGAGAAGGCCCCCCGACGCACGGCCAGCGUCAAGACGACCAAGAAACCAGCUGCUGCUAAGACUGAGACUCAGACCAAGACGGUGAAGAAACAGCCCAAGAAGAAGAUUGUGGCGUCUGCAGGCCCCAGCGCAGAGUCACCCUGAGACCCCGCCUCCCGCCUCCUCCUCCCUUCUCCUCCAGCCUCACAGGACCCCACCUCCUCCACCAGCCUCAC
Hypomesus transpacificus is the source of this 1078-nucleotide messenger RNA. It is a transcript of the gene reep2, whose product is annotated as receptor accessory protein 2. The record is from RefSeq and is a predicted model, not a curated record. NCBI's taxonomy places the organism in Eukaryota, Metazoa, Chordata, Actinopteri, Osmeriformes, Osmeridae. The transcript is spliced from 8 exons. The coding region runs from base 186 to 1007 and encodes 273 amino acids. Gene Ontology annotation, biological process: endoplasmic reticulum tubular network organization. Gene Ontology annotation, cellular component: cytoplasmic microtubule; endoplasmic reticulum membrane; endoplasmic reticulum tubular network. Gene Ontology annotation, molecular function: microtubule binding; taste receptor binding.